Molecule: messenger RNA, 4426 nt
Organism: Funneliformis caledonium
Lineage: Eukaryota; Fungi; Glomeromycota; Glomeromycetes; Glomerales; Glomeraceae
Source: the annotation of a GenBank genome assembly
AUGGCUAAUCUACCAACCCAACAAACUCCUUAUAACCGUCCUCCGUCCCCAAAUUUUCGUCCAAUGCAGAAUACUGAUCCCAAUCAACCGGUACAGAGAGGGCCUUCUCCUUAUCGUCCACAACCUCCCGGUCCUGGUGGGGUUUCCCCAAAUCAACGACCUGUUACAGAUCCUCGUUACAGUACCCAACCAUUAUCACCUUUCGGGCGACCUUAUACACCUCCCGGUCCACUUAACCCUCAAACGCGACCGACUCCACCAGGGGUUAGUCCUUCGCCACCAUUACCUUCUGGUUUUCGUCCAUCGCCUCUUUCAAGUAAUAUUCCCCAUUCUGGCGCUCCCUCGGCUGGUCUUCCACCAGGGAUAAGGCCGUCAGUAUCACCAAGUUACAGGCCUGGACAACUACAACAAGGACAAAUACAACAAGGACGUCCACCUUAUCCGGUUCAGCAGACAAAUCCCAAUUAUCAAAUAAUGCAGUCGAAUUCUCCACCUCCAGUCGAGAAUCCAGUAUCACCAACUGGAACCUCGCCUCCGAUUGGGGCACAUAAAGCGAAGCGUUUAUAUCCUAAGCAAAUCAAUGAAGCUUAUACGGAAACCACACAUGAGCAGUAUCCUACAUUUACACCAGCAGUUACUGCUGGGAUAACUGGUCCGCAACAAGUACAACCUUCAAUUCAACAACAACCACCUCAAUUCUUUACCCCCGCAGGAGAUCAAAAUUAUGCAUCAAUGGCGUCCGUACCUACACCAUAUGGCCAACAAUUUUCGCAGUCACAACAACCGUCAUCAAUGGCUGGGAUGACGAAUCAGUUCAGCAAUAUGGGUCUUGGAGGAAAUUCUCAGUCACAAUUAAUUCCAAUUCAUCUUAUUGGUUUACCACCAAAUAUUAUGGAUCUUGAUGCUCCACCACCUACAAUUAAUUUGCCACUUAAUACGUCUGUAACUCCUUCGGACAAAGCGAAUUGUGAUCCAUCCUACAAACGAUCAACUCUCAAUGCCAUUCCUGCCACAUCUUCGCUUCUUUCUAAAUCUCGUCUUCCCCUUGGUUUGGUUAUUACUCCAUAUAGAAGUUUGAAAGAGGGCGACGAUUUGGUUCCGGUUGUCACGGAUACUGUCAUAGCAAGAUGUCGUAGAUGUAGGACUUAUAUUAAUCCGUUCGUAACCUUUGUAGAAGGCGGACAAAAAUGGAAAUGUAACAUGUGUUUUCUGUUAAAUGAAGUUCCACCACAAUUUGAUUGGGACAUACAGACAAAUAAACAGGCUGACAGAUGGAAACGUGCUGAAUUAAAUCAUGCUGUUGUCGAAUUUGUGGCGCCGACAGAGUACAUGGUACGUCCACCUCAACCUCCAGUAUAUUUAUUUGUUAUAGAUGUUUCAUAUCCUGCAGUACAAUCCGGUGUUGUUGCAACGGCCGCUAGAACCAUCCUGGAAUCGUUAGAUCGAUUACCUAAUGAAGAAAACCGUACAAAAAUUGGUUUCAUUACAGUGGACACUUCGCUACAUUUUUAUAGCCUUAAUUCUAAUUCAUCGGUGCCACAAAUGCUUGUUGUGUCCGAUAUUGAAGAUGUAUUUCUUCCACAACCUGAUGAUUUAUUGGUAAAUUUGACGGAAGCUCGGGCAGUUGUUGAAUCUUUACUUGGAAGUCUUGGCGAUAUGUUCAAAGAUACUCAAACUAUUGGCAAUGCUUUGGUAUUACAAUCAAGUUUACCAAAUAUUAAUCCUGGAUCUCUAAAGACGCGUGAUGAUCCUAAGGUUUUGGGUACUCCUAAAGAGUCUUCUUUAUUACAAUCUGCGGAUCCUUUUUAUAAAAAAUUUGCAGUUGACUGUUCCCGUUCUCAAGUUUGUGUGGAUAUGUUUUUACUUGGUUCGCAAUACUCAGAUGUAGCUACACUAGGUUGUUGUCCGCGAUACACGGGAGGACAAACAUAUUUUUAUCCAGCAUUCAAUGCAGGAAGAUCAGAAGAUGCACUUAAAUUCGCACAUGAAUUUGCCGAAUUUUUGGCGAGCCCUAUUGCACUAGAAGCAGUUAUGAGAGUACGAGCUUCGAAAGGUAUACGUAUGACUGCUUUUCAUGGAAAUUUUUUCGUUCGUCAAACGGAUCUUCUGGCUUUACCUAAUGUCUCAAGGGAUCACUCGUAUACAAUUGAAGUGGAUAUUGAAGAAAAUAUUACAACUCAAACAGUAUGCUUCCAAACUGCUCUUUUACACACAACUUGUUUUGGUGAACGUCGAAUUCGGGUACUUACGCUUGCGUUACCGGUAACCAAUAGUAUUAGUGAACUGUUUGCUUCUGCUGAUCAAGUUGCGAUAACUACACUAUUAGCAAAUAAAGCGGUUGAACGAUCGUUAUCCUCAAAACUGGAGGAUGCUCGAGACGCAUUAACUAACAAGAUGAUUGAUAUUCUUGGUGUAUACAAGUCGGCCCUCACAAGUUCCCAAUCUGGAGCUUCACCUCAAUUACAAAUUUGUAAUAAUCUUAAAUUAUUACCCUUGCUAUCACUUGGACUGCUUAAACAUGUUGGUCUCCGUGCAAGUUCGCAAAUUCCAACAGAUUUGCGUUCAUACGCGAUGUGUUUAUUGACAACAAUGCCCUCUCAGCUAUUAAUUCCUUAUUUACAUCCACGAUUUUAUUCACUGCAUAAUUUGUCACAAGAAUCUGGAACGUAUGGAACUGAGGGUAUAAUAAUGCCUAAGCCGCUUAAUCUUAGUAGUGAAAAAUUAGAACGGCAUGGUGCAUAUUUAUUAGAGGAUAGUCAAAAUAUUUUCAUUUGGAUUGGCAGACAAGUGUCGCCUCAAUUAUGUAUGGAUUUAUUAGAUGUUCGUUCAUAUGAAGAAAUUCGUGCUGGAAAGGUUACUCUACCACAGCUUGAUAAUGUAUUUUCACAACGGGUGAAUGCAAUAGUUGGUAAAACUAGGGAGAUGCGACGUGGUGUUUAUUAUCCUCACCUUUAUAUAGUUAAGGAAGAUGGUGAUCCAUCAUUACGGUUGUGGUUUUUAUCACAUAUUAUUGAAGACCGCACAGACACUGUUAUGAGCUAUCACCAAUGGUUAGCUCAUUUGAAAGAUAAGGGAAGGUUAACAGAUUCUUGUAUUGUGGUUACAAGUAAUCAGCAAGUAAAUAAGCAUGAAACAAAGAAAAGAUUCCACAUUCCUGCCGUCUACAUGGCAGACAGGAAAUAUGGCCAACCUUUGCACACAGAAUGUUUAUCGCCUAUAUGGCAGAUGAUUGUCUCCCUUUGCACUUCCAGUACGACCGCCGUCUAUAUGACAGGCGCGGGACGAAAGUAUUCUAAAUUUAAGUGUGAACAGAGAGCGCGUGACGUUGAAGACUUCUUUAAGAGCCAACCGGCUUCGAAAUGGUCUUUUGAGCUUUACAUUGAUAAUUUUCUUGCGGAUCCCAAUCUUGACUAUACGGUCGAUGUGAACCAACUACCUAAAAUGGCUCCAGGUAUAACCCUUGUGAGUACAUGCAGAGAAGUCUUUGCUGCUAAGAUAAAUCUCGAGAAAAAAUUUCAAUUGAAUUCGGUGUUUAAGAAAUCGGUCGAUAUCACCGCUCAAACAAGAGGCUUUAAAGCUUUUUUACAACCUGUUCCAUCAGAAACGGAAUUAUCACCAUCGGUUUUUCCAUCAGAAACGUCAUCGAUCUCUUUAUCUUUCUUGCCAAAAAAGAACAUUCCGUUACCAUUUUCAAAUACUUUCCAGCCUUCAGACGCUUCAGAUACUUUACCGCCUAAAACUCCGACACAAUCUCUCCGGGAAUUAACACAUUUAUUGAACACACCUAACAAGCGGCCAAUAGAGAAGGAAGAACUCUGGCACUACACUCAAAGCAAUUUCGUUAUAUGUGCAUUUGCGUUGACAACUAAAGAAUUGGAAGCGGAAAUUGGCAUAGAACUCGCCAAAGAGUUGUCUUCUAUGCGUGACAAAAAUCCUGCUAUAUGGAAUCCUGCCUUAGAGGAGUAUAUAGAUACCACUCUCAAGGAAUCUGGGGACAAGUUUAAAGACGUGGUUCGAAACAAGGAUAUUAGAGAUAUAGAUGAGUCUUUUCGCCUAUAUUGUGAGAAAAUUCUCUCCGAUUUUUACAACCUCGUAGACGUUAGUCCCACUAUGAAUAGAAAAAUAGGCGAGCGAAAGCAUAUAGUUUACCAAGUAUCAGCACUAUUUAAAUUUUACGAAAGAACGUUUUUAACCUUAGAUAUCGAUUGGAUAGAAUCUCACUCUCGUUCCGCAAAAAUAUUAAAGUCGGAAUCAAACUCGGAAGUCGCAGGUCCUCCCUGUAAUGCUACUUAUAAACAUGUUUUAGGCGACUCGAAAAAAACUUUCCAGACCGAUAUUUUAAAUCUAAUUUCGAUAUUGCGGGAACACCUUGACUGUGACAUUGACCUUGCAACCAAGAUCAAGGUGUUCAGCACACAAUCGAUCC